Messenger RNA from Electrophorus electricus (electric eel), 4044 nucleotides. RefSeq names its product V-set and transmembrane domain containing 2A (gene vstm2a). Lineage: Eukaryota; Metazoa; Chordata; Actinopteri; Gymnotiformes; Gymnotidae. The record is from RefSeq and is a predicted model, not a curated record. Gene Ontology annotation, cellular component: membrane.
GACAACACUGAUUACCCAAGGCAACUAAAGCAUUAUUUUUAAAUACAAACCUUUGAAGGCGUUCGGAUCGAUUGCGCAGGGAUGCAGACUUCCGAGUGGUCGUCGUGAAUCUAGUUCGGCACUCUUCGCGGGAGCUCAAGGCACUAAAUAGGGAACCGCACGCUGACGUUUCACCAGCAGCCACACGCCGAGAGAAAGCCUAUUAUAACAUACAUCACAACACCUUACAGACACCGCAAGUCCAACUCACCGUGCUUGUAGCACCUGUAUAUAACUUCAGGGGAGUCUUUGAACCAGAGUAACAGCAUGCUGCACGUUUGGCUUUUAAAGUCAAUAUAUAUUCAUUUGGCUUCAAUUUAAUGCAUGAAACAAUUUUGGAAGACGCUUCUCGGCUUAUAUGAGAUCUUCGCUGUGUUGGGAAUGAUGUGGACCUUACACGACAGUAUUGGAUUGCUUUUUUUUUCCUGUUUGUCAUUCCAGAUUGGAUUUUCUCUGCAAGGAAAGUUUACAGAUCUACCUUCCAACAUCACAGCAAGGGAGGGACAGAACAUUGAAAUGGCAUGUGCCUUUCAAAGUGGGACAUCGUCUGUUUACUUGGAGAUUCAGUGGUGGUUCAUACGCGCUCCCGAGGAACCAAGUACAAGGGAAGAGGAUGAGGAGGACACGGAGAUGGAGCUGAUACCAGAGCCAGACCCAGAUGAUGAAGGAACUAAAAUCAGUACAGUCAAGGUCCAAGGCAAUGACAUUUCACACAAGCUACAACUAUUACGUGUGAGCAAGAAUGAUGAGGGGCUCUAUGAGUGCAGAGUCACUGAUGCCAACUACGGAGAACUGAAGGAGUAUAAGGCUCAGGCCUACUUGAAGGUUAAUGCUACAAUCCGUAGAGGACUCAUCAAAAAGACCUCUCCCCUGCACCUGACAGAUAAGAAACCCCGUAAGAGCAGUUCAGCCUUUGGUCAAGACAGCAACAGCUCAGACCAUCGCUCCCAAUCCACCUCUACGUCCCAGGCAUCGCAGUCAAAACCAGUCAACCACAGCACAGGGUCAGGUAACAGGAUAGCUACAAGCUAUGGACUUGCUAUCCUGCUUUUUGCCAGUGGCUGUGUGACAGUAGCUUUGCUAUAGUUGGUGACACUUUUUCCAGUUUCACUGUUCUUAAAGCCAGAAGAAAAAUCACCUUUUUUCCAUGGAGGGUCGGCCUAGUUGGCUCUUACACAAAACCAGUAUUUGCACCCAGUAUGGUAAAAUAAUCUAUACCACAAUCACUUUUUCUUUCUUUUUUUCCAAAAGCUUCAGAAGAAAUCUCUUAUUGAACAUGUGUUCAUUAUGAUGAAUGCAGUAUAGACACAAAGGAUUAUGGGCUAACUUUCACCCAUGUAUUAUUAUUAUUUUAAUGUAUUUUUUGUUUAUACCCAGCUGUGAAUUUAAUAUAACAUGCUCUAAAGUUUGGGAAGAAUUUAUAUUUGUGUAAAAUAUAAAUAUAUACAUACAGAUACAAAUAUAAUGAAUUGAUUUUAAACCUUGGACUCUGUACAGCUUGCAUUCAUUCUGAAAUAUUAUGUGUGCAAGGGCACUAAGGAAAAUGUGAACAUCGCAUUGACAUUGAAGUAAAUAUUGUGGCUGGUUAGAUAACAGAGUACCUGCUUAACUAUGUGAUGUUCUAAGUUGUUUAAUCUGUUUUAAAAUUUUCUGAUUUUAUUUGAUGCUGACUGGUCUUGCUAAAAUGCACCUGCACUCUUUUGUUGUUGUAUUUUUUGUAUAUUUAUUUACUUGUUUAUUAUUUUAUUUUGUAAUUUUGCAUAAUAAAUGUGAGCUUAUUUCUGUUAUUGGACUGUUAUUCUUGUUGUGUAAACUGAAGAACAACAAAAUGUUGUUGUUUUUUUCCACACAUCAUGUGCAAUAUGCAUUCCUUUAGUAUGCCUGAAAACAAUGCUAGGACAUGUACCAAUUAGUCUACAACUGAUUACUAACUUGCUCACAACAGUGGCAAUUAGCAAACUUAAUAAAUACAAUAUUUCUUUAUUUAGAAAAGAAAGAGACAAUAGAUACUCAAAUCAAUCAAUACUCAAAUCCACUUUUCUUGGUCUAUGAAUUUCUUAUACUCUUAAGCAUAAGGAGACUCUUAGGUGCAUUUUGUCCUAUUUCUACCAUCUUGAAUGUGAUUUGAUGCUGCUUUUUGACUUCUCAUUUCCACAGUCUUGACUGCCUGUUUCAAAAACUCAUUAUGCUGAAUCAUUUAAUUUCUACCAUGACUAGAUAGAUUGAUAUUUUCACCCUGCUGUUGGAAUUACCCUAUAAUAUACAUCCCUAGCACAAAAUGUCUUUGUCAAUGUAACAACAGAGCCUGAAUAUGAAAACAACAGAAAAGUACUCUGAAAGACAAAUAAUGCACACUCAAAGAUUGAAAUCAGUCACAAACAGCAAUGUCAGGGUAUAUAUAGAUCAAGGUCUCUUGGAAAUUUACAUUAUACAUUUAUGUAGCUGUCUGUUGGAUAUUUAGCUUAUACAUUUAGGUCAUUGCUUUACCUGAUAUUGUUUGAUCAAAGACUGCUGUUAUGGUCAGAAAAUAUAUAUAAACUCCAAGUAUAAUGACAAUUCAUUUUUAUGCAGGUUAUCAUACUGGCUAAGGAUUACAUUUCCCUGAAAUAUUGUACAGUAAAGAAUAUUUCAUAAGAUAAUCAAUUAAAAUCAUAUGUGCUUUUUAAUCAAACAUGAUUCAAAAAUAAAGAACGAGGGUAUUUUCACUACCACUUAUUGGGAAUGCUUACAUGGCAUCUUCCACAUGAUUGAAGUGUUAAAAAUGUAAUUUAUGAGGAGGCAGUCACAAGUUAACAAGUAGUAAACAAAUCAUUAACAUCAAACAACAUCUCUGAAUAAAUUUCAUAAUCACAUUUGGACAUGGCCUUUUCAUCAUAAUUUCUCAGUGGUAUAUUUGCAGCACUUAAUGGUUCAUCUGACAAGAAAAAAAAAAGAUGUGCAUAUAUAGCCAUUAUUUCUUGGUAGCUAUUUCUUGGUGUCAAAAGUAUAAACAAUGUUUAUUAUAUGUACAUCAUAUAUAAACAAUGAGCACACAAUAAAAUUACUAGGAGGCACUUUACAUAGUAAAUUGCAUAACUCUCCAAUUUGCUAUGAAAUUAUUGCUUGCUUAUGGUUGACAAAAACACAAGAAGACAAGUAUUUUUUUCAAUACGUCUCAGGCCUGAAUAUAGAAUAUGGAUAUGUACUAUCUGCAUAAAGUCACUGUAAUUUAAGCAAGUAGCAUGAUUUUCUUCUUUUUAUUCAAAACACAAAUAUUUUGAUACAUUGUUCUCAAUUGCAUAUGGAAAUGUUUGUUGUUCAAAUGUUCUGUUAUCAGUAAUUUCUGGGAUUUCAUGUUCUUAUCUGUCAUCUUGCCAUUAAAAUAUUAUCAAGUGGCAGCUGGAAUUCUAUGGGUUUAGCAAGACGUUUCCAAAGUGCUGCUGUCAAAGAUGCCGCCUACUGAACAUAUGGGUAUUCCCCUUGGAUCAACAUCAUCUUGAGAGGUGAAUUCAUUAUUCCAUGUACUACAAAAUUCCAUACUGCAAGAGAGAUACCCUAUCUCGUAGAUAUUCUUAUCUGGUAAGGAAAUUAGAAAAUAAAAUUAAUCAUAUGGAAAGUGAUUCUCUCAUGAUUUUGGAAUUCCUGAGUCAUGUUAUGAGCUACAACUGUCUGUUUGCUAAACUGUAGAAAUCUGAUGAGAUUUUUAUUAACAUUUUGUUGACCAGUGUGGCACAGGUACAGUGUUACUAAAGGAAGACUAUAUAUUUCAUCAUCUUCCUUGGCUUACUAUGGACAGAUAUAUAUUAUGUUAUAUGAAUAGUUUCAUAACAUUUGUAAUUUCACGUGGAAAUGUUUUCUUCUCCAAUCCAGAGUUGAAAUAGUUGACUUGCUGGAUUAACAACCAUGCCAAAAAGGACACUGAUUAACUGGUACUUAACACAUCAGACAUUUCUGUAUAGUUUUCCAAAAUGCUUCUCUGUGUAUUCAGAACUUUAUGAAAUGUAAUUAAAUUGUUUUGCAACCACA